Molecule: messenger RNA, 1188 nt
Organism: Penicillium egyptiacum
Lineage: Eukaryota; Fungi; Ascomycota; Eurotiomycetes; Eurotiales; Aspergillaceae
Source: the annotation of a GenBank genome assembly
AUGUGCGAAGCACAUCCUGCGGUUCUUCAUGCGGCAAUAGCAAUGGGUGCCCGACAAAAUCAAUUUGAAGAGGUUCAAACCAAACAAAUUGAGGAUCGAGAAAGUCCGUUGGUUCUUAGUCAGACUUCCAAGGCAGUAACCUGCCUUCGGGACAGUCUUGUCCGGGAGCAGUCGAGUCGCAUUCAUAAAGAAACAGUGCUCGUCACCUGCAUUAUUCUGUCGAUGCUAGCUCUCUUCCAAGAAGAUGUCUUCGCCGCCCGCUGCCAUUUUCUAUCUGGGUAUAGGCUGUUCGAGGAAUGGGUGGCUGUCGACUAUGAGAAGAGCCCCAAUGGUCAAACUUUGAAACAGGCUUUUGCUCAGGUUCACCUACAUUUCUGGACAUGUGAGGACCCAAGGAAAUUUGUGGAGGACCAGCGUCUGAUUUCCCCUGGUAUUGCUGAUAUCCACAAAAUGAUUAACUCAUCGGGAAUUGAUAAGUCUGAAAGAGAUAGCCACUUCAUGAUGGUCGUCGGGUGGCAGCUAGUGAGGAGCCACCCAGGAGAAGGGUUCGGUAUAGGACCUGCGAGUUCACCCAUCGGGCGUGGCGAAAUUGCUGUCCUGAGCAAACUUCGGCUUUGGCGAAGUCAACUCAAGUGGGUUCGGGAAAAUGGAGAUAUGCUACAACGACACUGCGACAUGUUGACCUUACUCGAGUUACGGAGUUUAAUUAUCAACAUAAAGCUGACUGUCGUCAGUAGUCACGAGCCCCUCGACCUGUCAUAUGAUGACUACACAACGCAUUUCCAGCGUGCAGUUUGCUUAGCAAAAGCCCUCCUUCGGUUUGGUUUCGAAAACGUCCCAUUGCCGGAGUCUUAUAUAGCGAUAUCUGCGGUGAAUGCCCUUCUAUGGUGUGGGGUAAAAUCUCGCAACUGGCUGGUGAGGAGUGACAUCGUUGCUCUGUUGAAUGCGUGCAAAUACCAGGAUUCCUGGAUCUCUGCAAUGACCGCAGCAUUUCAGAGGAUGAUCGAAAUCGAGUCAAAUGGCGUCAAGCAAGGGGAUACUAUUCCUCAAGAUGCUCAUAUCGAUUCUAUCAAAGUCAAUAUCGUAUCUGAUGAUUCCAAAGUUAACAUUUGGUAUUGCAAAUCUCGAUAUAGACUAGACCGAAAGAAUGGGCAUCCUAUAUCGGAAAGUGAUACCUUAUAUUUUUAG